This is a messenger RNA of Ipomoea nil (Japanese morning glory), 2265 nucleotides long. RefSeq names its product protein FAR1-RELATED SEQUENCE 5-like. Gene Ontology annotation, biological process: regulation of DNA-templated transcription. Gene Ontology annotation, molecular function: zinc ion binding. The coding region runs from base 1 to 2265 and encodes 754 amino acids. The transcript is spliced from 5 exons. NCBI's taxonomy places the organism in Eukaryota, Viridiplantae, Streptophyta, Magnoliopsida, Solanales, Convolvulaceae. The record is from RefSeq and is a predicted model, not a curated record.
AUGUGGGAAUUCCAGCCUUGCGUCCAAUAUGCUUAUGCGUUCUUGAUAGCACGCAUGUGGGUAGAGUGCGUGUUCAGUGGUGUGGGUGAAGGUUGUCGGCUACAAAUAUCGCCUGGGUCAUCAAAGUAUUGGUGGCCACAAUGUGAUGAUGGGAGUAAGCCAGUCAUAGGUCAGACUUUUAAAACUCUAACGGAGGGUGAGGAAUUCUAUAUAAAGUAUGCUGCUCUUGUGGGGUUUGAUGUUAGGUGUGGUUCACUGAAGAAGGAUAGGGGUGGGGAGGUGAUUUUGAGGCAUUUGCUUUGUAAUCGCGAGGGAUAUAAGUCUGUCUCGGGUGGCACACCCAAUGCGGGGGGGCAUGGGGUUUACGAUGAUAGUCGCCCGGUGACUCAAAAGCGUCGUAGAGUUUCCAAUAGGGUGGGGUGUAAGGCCAGGAUCGUAUUUAAAAAUGACCAAACCAGGGGGUAUUGGGUCUUUUCCUUUGAGGAGAGGCACACUCAUGUGUUGUGUACUCCUCUGUCUAGGCAGUUCAUGAAAGUGAACCGCAAACUUGAUUUUGGCCACCAGGCGUUCAUGGCUAAUUGCGCAAAGGCAAACGUGGGGACAAGUCAGGGUGUUAGGCUUUUAAGUGAGUUUGUGGGUGGAUAUGAAAAUGUUGGGGCAACUAGUGUUGAUUUCCAGAACUCAAAACGCGACCUACGUGCGUAUAUUGAGGGGUGUGAUGCGCAGUAUUUACUUGAUAAGUUGUCGAGGAAAAAUGAGAAGUGUGCCGUGUUUUAUUAUAAGCAUGACAUUGAUGAGAACGACCAAUUACGACGUGUGUUCUGGGCUGAUCCGGUAGCUCGUCGCAACCACACGGUGUUUGGCGACAUUGUGUCCUUCGAUGCAACGUACUCGACGAAUAGGUACAAAAUGGUUUUCGUACCCUUCACAGGUGUGGAUAACCACAAGCGGUGCGUUACUUUUGGUGCGGCGCUGAUCACCAAAGAGGAUGUCGCGUCAUAUGUUUGGGUGCUGGAGACUUACAAGGAGGCAAUGGGUGAUGCCCCAUCAUGUUUUGUCACAGACCAGGACCCUGCUAUGAGGAUUGCUCUAGCAGAAGUUUACCCAACUACUCGGCACCGGUUUUGCAUGUGGCAUAUUAUGAUGAAGGUAGGCGAAAAGGUUGGUCCGGAGUUGUCUAAGGAUGGGGUCUUUCGGGGCAAGCUAAAUGCUAUUGUUUGGGAUGAAAUUCAACAGCCCGAUGUGUUUGAGACUAGGUGGCAAGCGUUGCUUGGUGAGUAUGGCUUGUUAGAUCAUAAUUGGUUCACACAGUUGUGGGAGGCACGUCGAUAUUGGAUCCCCGCCUAUUUCAAGGAUAUGAUACUCAGUGGGCUAGUUAGAACCACGUCCCGAUCCGAGGGCGAGAACAGUUUCUUUGGAAGGUAUUUAACCCAUACCUCCAGUUUGGUGGAGUUUUACAGUCACUUCGAAUCUGCAGUAGAUGCACAACGUCAGAUCCAUACCAUGCUAAAUGCGGUGUGUGAAGGUCAUUUUGCACCGACACAAACGGACUUGAAAAUGGAACGUCAUGCGUUGGCCGUGUACACCGUCACAAUUUUCCGCGAGGUCCAAGCUGAAAUUUAUGCAGGUUGUUAUUCGUGUGGGGUAGUGUCCGUUGAUGGUGCUGGUGAUGUCAUCAAUUAUGGCAUAAAAGAGAGUGAAAACCAACAGUUCCAAGUGCACUACAACUCCAGUGACAGUAGCGCAACGUGCACGUGCUCACUUUUCCAGCGGUUAGGAUGGUUGUGCCGCCACAUUUUCUUAGUUUUCAAAAACAACCACGUAGAUAACAUCCCAUCAAGAUACAUAGUAGACCGCUGGACUCGCAAGGUUUGUUUGCGCGCGGAGUUUCAGUACGAUGGUCUUACUAUACAAUCAAAUGUCAACGACGAUGAAAGCAAGACUCAGGAGAACAAAAUGUGGGCAGAGAUCUUCGCAUGUGUGGGGUUGGCGAUUACCAGCUCAGAACGUGUUGAACGGUUAACCCAAGUGAUCCACCAGCUAAAGGAUUCUUUCGUGGGGGAAACCAAUGGCCCAGUACACCACACAAAAAAUAAUCCAAUGAUUCAAUCAUAUUGUGGAUCGGAACCGGUUUUGGCAGUGACAGUCAAGCCCCCAAAUGUUGCAAAAAACAAAGGUAGUGGAAAGAGGUUCAAAGGGAAAAGGGAAAAAGCCAUUGAGCAGUCUUUGAAGGGGACAUGGAAUGAGUUGGGGCCCGGGACCUGA